This is a messenger RNA of Paraphaeosphaeria sporulosa, 549 nucleotides long. Its product is annotated as alpha/beta-hydrolase. NCBI's taxonomy places the organism in Eukaryota, Fungi, Ascomycota, Dothideomycetes, Pleosporales, Didymosphaeriaceae. The transcript has a single exon. The record is from RefSeq and is a predicted model, not a curated record. Gene Ontology annotation, molecular function: hydrolase activity. The annotation marks the transcript as partial.
AUCAUCAGCGCGCGCGGCUCGACCCAAGCCGCCGGCGAAGGCUCCCUCUCCUCCGUCUCCUCGCUCAUCAAGCAGGCGCUCCCGGGCUCCGUCUCCGUGGGCCUCAGCUACCCAGCCACGCUCGACAACUACGAGUCCAGCGAGAACACUGGCGUCGUCAACCUCAAGCAGGCCAUCACGUCCUACACCACCUCGUGUCCCAACUCCAAGAUCGUGCUGUUGGGAUACUCGCAGGGCGGCCAGGUCGUCGGCGAUGCGCUGGGCGGCGCGAGCUUCAGCUCCGAGGCGCCCCUGGCCAGCACCUACACCAAGAACAUCGUCGCGGCGGUGAGCUUUGCCAGCCCCGCGCACGUCGCGGGCAAGAGCUACAACGCGGGCACCAGCAAGGGCAGUGGCAUCUACAAGCGGGCCAACACCGCGACGCUCGACACGUAUGCCAGCCGUCUGGAUGACAUUUGCGACUCAAACGAUCUGUUCUGCGACAGUGGGAGCAGCUUGACUGCUCACACCCAGGUGGUGAGCAAGUAUGCCUCGGCGGGGGCGAACUUU